AGUAGGUACGGUACCGUCUUAGCAGUAGUUAUUAUUAGUAGGUUACCGGUAUCGUAUGUCAUUUUUAUUCAAAUAUUCGGGUUUUUUGUGCACCUUUGCACCGAUUAUUAAAAAUUAUUCUGUACAGGUGUGGAAGUGUGUUAUAUUUUUACGAUAGAAUUAAUAGGAUGUAUUGAGUUUUGUGUACGGGUAAAGUCAAAAUUUUAAGUUCAACUUGAAUUAUAUAAGUAGUCUGAAAGAUUUUCAUCUCUGAAGGAGUUUCAAUUUUCAAUCAAUAAUUUAUAAUAGAGAACGGUGAAUAAACAAAAAAUGCCGAUGACAUCUUCCAUGUUAUUAUGCCGGAAAAAGACCAACAUGGAGGGUUUAAUUUCUCAUAACUCUGGUCAAGUGGUAGAAAUGAAAUAUAUUGCUAGUCGGAUUAAAGAGGGUGUAAACAAUGCAUUAUCAGAAGCUGAGUGUAAUCUACAAAAACGUCGUGAAAAAUUGAGAAAUAUGCUGCUAAGAGAAGAAUAUCAGUACAGUGAGGAAUAUAAAAGCAAAUUUGAAGCUUGUGAAAAGGCGCGUUUGGAUGGAAUGCAGAGGAGUCUCCAGGACAUCCGGUUGAAAGAGGAAGCUGACCGAAGAGCUUUAGCUGAAGAAAAACGACUACAACAAUACAAGGAAAGGUGCGAUGAUCUACGAUCCAAGAUCCACAGUCGUAAUAGGAAAAUUCUGACUCAUAUACACGAACUGCAGAUAAAAGACAAACUAGCGCAAGAAAAGCGAGAUAGAGAGCGCGAUGAAGUGUACAAUAAACUAAUAAAAAAGGAUGCCGAAGAUAAGAAAGAGUACGAGAAAAAAAUGGAGGAUGAAAGACAGUACCGUCUGAAAGAGAUAGCGAAAAUUUAUGAACAGCAAUUAGAGGAGAAGAGAUUAAUUGAGAGAGAGCAAGAGCGAAUGAGAGUGGAGGAAGCAAGGCUUGCCGAAGAGCUGCGUUUACAAAUACAAAAGGAAAAAGAUGAAGAGAAGGAGAAGAACAUGAAAGCGCGACAAAAAUGUCGUGAAGAAAUGGAAGAACAGUUGAAAAGAGCUAAAGAGCUGCAAGAAUGGAGGAAAGCUGAGAAAAAGGAAACUGAUAGAGCGUUCUGUGAGUUGAUACAAUAUGAAUUGGACAAAGAAAGAACGGCCAAUGUCGAUCAAAAGAGACAAAUGAGAAAAGAAAUGGAGCUGUUCAGAGCGUACCUUGAGGAAAGAAAAUUCGAACAAGAACAAUCGCAAAGAAAGUUAACACAGCUACGACACAAAGAAAAUGAAACACUUGAGAUGGAACAAAAUCGAAUAAAAAUGCAAGUGGCAGCUGCUAAAGAAGAGUUGAAACAGGAAGUAUUGAGGGAACGGUCAAGACAACUGGAGAUGAAACAAUUGAAAUCCAAAGAAGAGAAAGAGAAAAAAGCUCUAGAAGAUGAAAAAUUGCAGAAACAAUACAGAAAAAUGGAAGAGAUGGAAAAAGAGAGAAAACUGAACGAAGCUAUUAAGAAGAGGAUGUAUGGAAAACUAUUGAAAGAACAAGAAAUGGAGAAGAAGCUAGCCGAGGAAAGGCUGAGACAAAAUGAAGAAAAUCAACUAAAAAAGGAACUUAUGCGCGAAGAGCAGUACCUGAAAAACGCAGAAAAAUUAUUUUUAGAUGAAAUGACUCCAAAGAAACAUCCGUUCAUGAGGAAAUUUGAAUUUGGUCCAUAAAUUUGGUUUAAUACACUCCUUUAUUAUAAAGAAGUUUAAAACUUUUAACUUUUCGUAGUCAAUAUGUAGUGAACAAAUUUGGAUUGAGGUCUUUUUUAAUAGUAGACUACCGUUUUGUAUCGUAUAGCAUUUGCAAUUUGUCCAAUCAUACAAGGAGUUUUAUAUAAACUAUUGACCUUGGAUCUUUUUAAUGUUUAAAAUAAAUUUGAUUGAUCCACAAA
Molecule: messenger RNA, 1940 nt
Organism: Nilaparvata lugens (brown planthopper)
Lineage: Eukaryota; Metazoa; Arthropoda; Insecta; Hemiptera; Delphacidae
Product: cilia- and flagella-associated protein 53
Exons: 8
Coding region: 310-1719 (469 amino acids)
Source: RefSeq, a predicted model, not a curated record